Molecule: messenger RNA, 3936 nt
Organism: Opisthorchis viverrini
Lineage: Eukaryota; Metazoa; Platyhelminthes; Trematoda; Opisthorchiida; Opisthorchiidae
Exons: 19
Coding region: 388-3768 (1126 amino acids)
Source: RefSeq, a predicted model, not a curated record
GCAGUAAAACGUGUCAGUACCUGUUGGCCACAAGUACACAUCUAGUAACUCAGUUAGCCAUGACGAUGCCUGUUCAUGCUACUCACACCAUCACAUCAGUUUGUAAUUUCAAAACUGCCAAAGCUUUUGCGUUCUUCAUCAUGCUGUUUUUUUCUAUAUAUCAUGGCUCUCUGAUGUUCAAUAGACCAGGUGGGUACCACAUUUACCCCCUAUCAAGACUUCCCAUUCAAAGGUGGGAAUCUCUGUAAAUCCCUAUUGAGUGAUGGAAGCGCGGGUCCUGGUGGUGAAUGGCGUCCAUACGGCUGCAUGACCCAUAUUUACAAUGAAGAGUAAUUUCCUGUUGUUAAACAGCUCUUCUCCGACACAUCUAGAGACAGCAACGUUUGCAUGGAACAAUUGGCUACCUGGGGAGAUCAUGCGCGUGUAUAUUUUAUGGGCGAUUCUCGAUUGUUCAACUUAUUCAGUGCUUUCGCACACCAUCUGGAUACCAAGAAGGCGCUCAAAGCAAAACAGCUGAACAACCGAACAGGCCUUUCAACUCACGUGAAAAGUACGAACUACGAACUGUGUUUUCUCCAUUAUGACGAAAUGACCGCCGACGUUUUGCAUAUCCUGGACGCUUGGAAAGCGAUACAUGAUGGGUCUUCCAUCAAACAUUUAAAUCUGCGUCAGUUAUUGCCUCCUCGCUGUCUGAACCAGCCGCCAACUCAUUUGGUACUCUCGUUCGGCUCGCAAACUAUAAUGCGUGUUAACAACUCCGAGGUUGGCCUCUUGGACUACAACGAAAAGCUGGAAUCUUCGGCCACGUCGCUCUCAUCUCUGUCUUUUGUGCGCACGGUAUGGAUGCUUCAAGACCCUGUUGCUGAAGGACUGCUGAAAGAAGAACAUGCUGCGAUAACGAAUAAGGAAUUGGAUGCUUACAAUAACAUAGCAGAGAAGGUCAUGCAACGCCUUCCUGAGGUAGAGAUUUGGCGAUCGAAUCGUUUGAUUGCUCAACGAAUGGGGUUUCCGGCAGUGAAUUGGCAUUGUCCUAGUUCCAAACUAGGCGUUGUGGAACGUGCAAUUCCAAACAGAACAUCAGCUGUAGAACCUUGGGAGCCGCCUGUGUUAUGCACGGAACCUCCUCCUCUUUCCGACGGAUUCCACGUAUCGGCUGAAGCGAUGUUCCAUAACGUACAAGUAUUACUCAACUUGUACUGCAACAACCAGAUGAAGUUCGAAGAUGGUACGUGCUGCAGGUCGGCGGAACCCAUUACCCCUGUCCAGCAACGCUGCUUCAUUUUCAUCGGACUAUGCAUCAUCGCUUCGAUACUCUGUUUCAUCUACGACAACUUCAUUCGGUCGCGAAUAUCUCGAUGCCGCUGGCUAUCAAUCAUCUGGUUGCGUUUGUCAUGUUGUUUGGGUGUCCGAUCAACUCUGGUGGAAAACGCCACGUAUCCCCAAAAACUCGGCUCGCGGAAGUUGGAAGCAAGCACAACUUUUCAAGAGUUCUAUGAACUUGUCACUACUCUGUCACAAUUCGGGCUGAUACUCGUCUAUUUCUUUAUCUGUGAUAGAACUGUUCUCUUCAUGAAAACGAACAAGGGCUUCACAACGAUGAGCUUUCUUCUCCCGAUGACCUACCUAUUCGUACUCGGAUUGUUCUUCAGUGGUCCAACGAAAGAAACGAGACUCAAUCAUGUUGAUAUCACUCGGGAAUGGAAAGGUUGGAUGCAACUGUACCUCUUGGUGUACCAUUUCACCGGCUCCUAUCGCGUGUUGCCCCUGAAAUUGUUCACUCGGUUCUUUACGUCAGCGUACCUCUUCCUAUCCGGAUUCGGCCACUUCUACUGUUUAUGGCACCGUCCGCUGCCAGGAUCACUGAUAUGGGAGGUCCUGCGGUUACGCUUCUCACUGCAAGGACUUUACUUCACCGCUCAGGCAUGGUGGGAUGUGUUACGUCGCUACGUAGACGUUGUGUUUCGCUUAAAUUUUCUUGUUCUGGGUCUGUGCCUGGUCAUGAACAGGGACUAUAUGUUCUAUCAUUUUAUGCCUCUGGUCACGUUCUGGUUCACCGUCACAAUGUUUGUCAUGCUCAUCAAUCCGCGCGUAUCAGCAUCCGAUGCACGGAACCCAUCUUCGUUCAGCUCAGUUCGCGAUGCAUCUUCUCUACUCCCGUUGGACUCACUGGAUUCGAUUCCGUCCGAGGUAAAGUCACCGGUCGGGAUGAAUGUCGUCUCACCUUACGUGUGUGACUGUGAUUUCGAUUCCAAAUCUUCCCCUACAUCGCCCUUUCUAAGCGAAUGUCGCCACACCAGAAAAUUCGGCUUUGCCGUUGCCGAGUUACCUAAACACCUUCGCGCAUCGCAGUCGUCUUCCAGUAUAGACGGCCGGAGCCACCAAAAGGCGUUAUCUAUGGGAACAGGAUUCGACUUGCGCCAAUGGUUGGCUAUGACGCAGCCGGCGCCUCGAACCGAGCCACGUACGAAAAAGAAAAGCAAGGUCAUGACGAACUCUGGACCGCCUUGGACGGAAGACUUGAUUCGGCGCGUAUGGACCACGACAACCGCCGCCUCAAACGUAUUGCCUACAGUUCCAACGCGCCGUACAUUUCCUGAAUCGAUUCUCUCUAUGAAACGCUAUUGCUGUUGUUUUCAUGUGCGGCUUGCCGACCUGCUCAUUUUGUUCAAAAUCGUCCUACUGAUUAUUGGCAUCGAGCUGCUUUAUCGAUCACCAUCUUUCUUUCAUUUCGUCUUUUUCUCGGGAGUCCAAAGGUUCCUCUUCCAAUCGACUACGGUAUCCCGAAGCUCUUUCGAUAAACCAACUAGCAGUACAGAGUUACGUGAUGCAUGGUUUUACCGUUGGUCUAUCGACCGUUAUUCGGUUGUUUACGGUAUUCUGUUCGCCCUAGCCUGCGAGUGGGCAAGGCGCGCCAAAUGUUUGAAUGACUUGAAAUCGGGCGAUCUGGGUCUUCCUGCUCCGCCGGCGGAGUUCGCCACACCGUUACUACAGACAGGCGCAAUUGCUGCGCAUAAAUCCACGUCAGACAGGUGUGGAGAAACUUUCAACCGUUUUACUUUUGAUCAUCUAAACUUGGAGACCUCCCAGUUUGUGGAAUCGUCUUUGGCGAACAAGCCCAGUAUUCCACCUGCCUCAAACAACGGUUCGGUAGUGAAUUCCAGCACUUCAACUAGACUUGAUCCUUCAUCUGGUCGUCUGAGCUUCUACACAUCACCUCAAUAUUCCAUUUCAACGUUUCAAACCAUGGGAUCAGGUUUUGGAUUUCUGUCAAAGAUCACAUGUCGCCGCUUCACUGCAGUCUUUCUGACGGUCCUCGGAGCCAUCGGGAUCGGGGUUUACAUACUGAUUUCGUUUCAAUGCAAAGACCAUGGCUUUUGUACUGAAGUCCAUACAUUCCUGUGUCUUCUUCCGAUUAUCUCGUACAUUUUGUUGAGAAAUUGCCUGGGCCUGCUUCGUCGCAGCCACAGUACUCUGUUUGCAUGGUUUGGUGACAUCUCGUUGGAGCUUUACGUGGCUCAGCAUCAUAUCUGGUUGUCAGCCGACGCAAAUGGUAUACUUGUUUUGCUACCCGGUUACCCUUUGUUCAACCUUGCACUCACUUCGUUCGUCUUCGUGUGCGUGUGUUGUGAAUUGCGCAACAUCACAGCGCGACUCAGACGCCUUCUCAUACCAAACAGUGCACUCUUAUUGCUUCGAAAUCUCAUUCUGUUCUGUAUAACCCUUCAUCUUAUUACCAGAUCACCAGGGUUGGAUUUCACACUUCGGUAACACCCUAUGCAGCCACUCCUUUUUGUGCACAUGUGAUAUCGUUUGUUGGAUUCCUUUCUUAGUUUUGUUGUUUGGAGCGGUUCUAACUUCGUUAUUCCAUUUUUCAAGUAUCAAUGUGUAUUUGGUCAGUUUGGACGUUACAUAUCAACCUUUAGCAAUAGUUCCGCU